AUGCUCAGCCUCCAGGAAAAAAUUACGGGCUCAUGGCUUAUAGCCCUCAUCACUAUUCUCGACGCGGGAAACUCUUGCUGGUUCGGUUAUGAUCAGGGAGUGUUCGCCGGAGUGCUUGUCUCGCCGGAUUUCCUCGCCCGGUUUCCAACGACUGAAGAUGCCAAUGUUUCCGGCAUUACUUCUAGCUGCUUCUUCCUCGGAGCGGGCGCGGGCGCAUUGGCCGCCUUUUUAUUGGGCGACAAGCUCGGCAGACGACGGACAAUUGCUCUUGGCUUGUUGUGCAAUACCGUCGGCGCCCUGCUGCAGACCCUCUCAUGGCAUCUUGCGCAGAUGAUCAUUGGACGCCUUAUUAACGGCUUCGGCAUCGGCCUCGUCUCCUCGAUGUCUCCUGUCUACCUCUCAGAGUGUUGCAAGUCCAAUGUCCGAGGGAUGCUGAUGGGGGUUGCCACGUGUUGUAACGUGGGCUGCUUCUGCAUUGCAAACUGGAUAGCAUACGGCCUCUAUUACAGGGGAGACGCCUUCCAAUGGCGGUUCCCGCUGGGCUUCCAGCUUGUUUUUCUUUUCGUGGUGGCGCCGAUCUUGACCAUCCUGCCAGACUCGCCUCGAUGGCUGCUACUCAAGGACCGUGACGAGGAAGCUCUCCUUACUCUGUCAAGACUGAUGGGGCAUAACAGAAGCGUUGAAGAUGCAGCCGUCUUGGCGGAGUUUGCUUCCAUCAAAUCCGCAAUUCGGAUGGAGCGAGAAGAUCGGGUCCCAAUCAUGGACGUACUCUGUCAUCGGGACAAGACUCAGAAUUUCAGGCGACUCAUCCUGAGUUGUGGGACACAAUUUUUUCAGCAGUUCACUGGCGUGAACGCCUGGGGAUUCUAUCUUCCAACAUUGUUGCAAGAAUUUGUUGGCUACGAUCAACAAAUGAGCCGCUUGAUUUCAGCAGCGAGUAGUACCAUCUACGUUGCCUGUAGUUUCGCAUGCUUGAUGCUCAUUGACCGGGUCGGACGUCGCAAGAUGAUGAUGUACUCCCCAAUUUUCAUUGGAAUUUGUCUCCUUAUUGCGGCUAUUGGUCUGGAAGUUGGAGAGAGUGACCCGUCGAAGAAGCAAGUGAUGGGCCGGCUCGCGACAUCCAUGAUUCUUCUGUAUCACGUCUUCUUUGGGCUGGGAUUCUCGACCGUCCCCUGGGUUUAUAGCGCCGAGGUCAACAGUCUCGGGUGGCGUACCCGCGGCGCAGCCGCAGCAACUUCUGUCAACUGGAUAUUUGGUUUCGUGGUUGUACAGAUCACGAAGGUCGGCCUUGAUCAUCUGGGAUGGCGUUUCUUUUUAAUGUUCGCCGUCUUUUCGUUCGCAAUCUCGCCCAUGAUUUAUAUGUUCUAUCCAGAAACCGCAAACAGAACGCUCGAAGAUAUGGAUCAAAUUUUCAUACACAACCCCUCGGCCUUCGUCUUCGCAAAUAGAGUUGCGAUACAGUCUGGGCGACCGCAGCUUUUUGUUGACGCUGAGGCACUACGAAUAGCUCGCGCAGAAAAUGAUUCUAGAGACGCUGUUCUAGCUGGGGACGAGAAAAUCCGUUCUCCCCAGGAGAGUAUCAUGGAGGUGUAGAUAGUUUAGCGCAUAGCAAAUUUUGAAGACAGUAUUGCUAUCC
Cryphonectria parasitica EP155 is the source of this 1636-nucleotide messenger RNA. RefSeq names its product general substrate transporter. The transcript is spliced from 9 exons. NCBI's taxonomy places the organism in Eukaryota, Fungi, Ascomycota, Sordariomycetes, Diaporthales, Cryphonectriaceae. Gene Ontology annotation, molecular function: carbohydrate:proton symporter activity. Bases 1 to 1593 code for a protein of 530 amino acids. Gene Ontology annotation, biological process: transmembrane transport; carbohydrate transport. Gene Ontology annotation, cellular component: membrane. The record is from RefSeq and is a predicted model, not a curated record.